GACCAUGAAGCAAACAACAAUGAUGAAAAUCAUAGCUUCAAUAACACACAAGAAUGCAGAUUUCCCACCAGAGCAGCUCCAUCUCCAUUACCAAGGGGCCUGAAGAAAACUUCCAAUGCAGUAAAUUCACCGAAACCAUGUUUACCUUCCAGAGAGACCUUAACUGCAAAUGAAGAAAAACCUACAGCAGCAGAAAGACGACGAGGUUCCAGCCAAGAGCUUCUGCUUCCACCUCUUCCAAGUGGUGCCCAAAAGCCUUUGCUCCAAAAGUCCUCAGUUCUGCCAAAAGUGCCAGAAGCUGCGAGCCGUUCUCUGGGUACUUUGCCCCACAGCAGUGUUUCACCUAUUUCAAGUACUACAGACCAGGAUGCUGGUGUUCAUAGUAAAGCAUGGUAUGCUGCUACUUGUGACAGAAAAACAGCAGAAGAUGCACUACACCAAUCAAACAAGGAUGGAUCUUUUCUAGUAAGAAAGAGUUCUGGACAGGAUUCACGGCAACCAUACACACUGGUUGUGUUUUACAACAGAAGAGUAUACAAUGUUCCUAUACGAUUUAUUGAAUCAACAAGACAAUAUGCACUGGGCAGAGAAAAGAGUGGUGAAGAGCGUUUUGGCAGUGUUGCUGAAAUAGUAGAGAAUCAUCAACGCACCUCCCUGGUUCUAAUUGACAGCCAAAACAACACAAAAGACUCAACAAAACUAAAACACAUUGUAAGAGUCUCUUAAUCAAACUGAUGCUAAAUGAAGACUUUUUUGAACAUUUCCUUCAACAUCCCAAAACACAUGGAUCAGGUAUUAAAAGGAGAAAAGCCAAAAUGAAGGAAAAUACUCUUCAAGAGCACCUACUGAGUAGCAAGAGAUGUAGUUC
This is a messenger RNA of Merops nubicus (carmine bee-eater), 868 nucleotides long. Its product is annotated as B-cell linker protein-like. Gene Ontology annotation, cellular component: cytoplasm. The record is from RefSeq and is a predicted model, not a curated record. The transcript is spliced from 10 exons. Gene Ontology annotation, biological process: intracellular signal transduction; cell surface receptor protein tyrosine kinase signaling pathway. NCBI's taxonomy places the organism in Eukaryota, Metazoa, Chordata, Aves, Coraciiformes, Meropidae. The annotation marks the transcript as partial.